UUCGUCACCUUGGUUCAAAAUAAUUUUGGGUAUCCUAUGAAAAGAUACAUCUAGAGGAACAUUUCGUUUACUGCAGGGCUUGUUUCCGCAUCCUUUUAUACCGCAGACGACCAUGAUAACCGAUCAACUGCUAGCAAGCUUCUGUAACCACUGCUUUAAUAGGGUAAACAAUAAAGCAGCGCGCAAAAACUGAUGACGUCACGUGAAAACCACCCAUAACCAUCUGUGUCCGUGCCGCUUUGCGUGUGACGUCAUGAUCAGGGAGGGAGUAUUUCUACAAACGGUGUACACUACUUCAUGUACCAAUAAAAAUAAAUUGCUGUUGACAGAAUACUUCUAAAAUUAUCCAAAGAGAUUACAUAUUUCUAUAAUAUUUUUUCAAAAUUUUUUUCCAAAUGCCCGAGACUACUUUGACCUAAUUUUCUAGAGUUGAACAUAGCAACAAUGGCAACAAGCCACGGUUUGUCCUCAUACAUCACUUCUUGUGUUAAAAAUCCGCUAGAUCCUAAAACAGGAUUGAUUAAAACAUUCCCGGAACGUUGUUCUGGGCUUUGUGGACUGGUUGCGACGGAUACAGCUUUAUCAGCAGUGAAUGGUGAGUGUUUCGACGAUAAUCAAGGUGAAUUCUUCGGUCGCACGACACUUCCACUUAAGUCGCUUGGUGUUGAAAAUGAGCUCGAUUAUCUGUCUGAUGAGCAGUUCUACGAAAAACUACAGGAGCUAAAGAAGGCCAACUGCAAAACUUUGGAAGAGUGUGAAAAACUCUAUAGCGAGAAGUACGGGAAUAGGACAGCGAGAGCAAAAGAAAUGGUUGAACAUAUGUUUGCCGCUCGACUGGCUGAUCGGUCGGUUCAUGCCAGAUCAGCUGCGACAGCAGAAGACCACAUAGACAGUCGGAUGAAUAGCUACAUGCACAUUCUGGGAGAUAGCGUGAAAGACAUGUCCGCUAAACCGCCACUUGCGCCUGGUGCUUUGGCAAAACGUGCUUCAUUAGCACAAACCAUGCCAACGCGUAGCAACUGUUUUCCAACAAACAGUACAACAGGCUAUAGACCACGCCCCAGAUCAGCCCCUUCCUUAACUUACCUAGACCGCGAAUAUUGCAGCCUUGAUGAAGAAGACUGGCGAAGAGCUGUCUCAGAUGAUGGUGAUUAUGAAGAUGAGGAUGCCCAAUGGGAAGUCAAACACAUGGAUGGGGAGUUAAAGUCUCCAGUUUCUAGAAUACAUGACAUGUGGCAGGACUUUAGAAUAGAUGAUUACUUACCUAAAGAAAAACAACACUCUGGUGCUUUUGUGGCAAAUAAAAAAGAAAAGCAAAACAAAAAUGCAACAGAAGAGUGGCGACAUAGAAUUACUGUACCAAAGCCUUUUCAGAUGUCUUUGCGUGAGGAAACAAAGACUAAGAAAAAGACCAAAUCUCAGAUAGAGUUGGAAGAAAAACGUUUGCAGAAACUGCAGGAAGAUGAGGCAGAAUGUCAGAAGAAAUUCAAAGCUCAGCCAGCCCCUGCUCAUAUUUACCUCCCUCUUUAUGAUGACAUUCGAGAAAAGAAUGAAGCCAGGAGACAUUACGUCAAACAAUAUUGCAAGGAGAUGCUGAAGUCUAUGGAAAAGCCUUUUAACUUUAUGAAACGAGAAGAAGUAAGAAAGGCUUAUGGAAUUGAGUCUGCAAGAACAGCUAAGAAAAAACCUAUCAUGAAGGUGGCAAAGAAACCAAAAUUUGUUGCAAAACCUGUACCACAAUUUGUGUUUGAUGAUACAUUAAAAAAUAAACACUUAGAAGAUGAAGAAUAUCGCAAAAUCCGCAUCAAAAUGCGAGCUGAAGAAAUGUUACAAGCAUCUUCCUUGCCUCCUAGUAUGAUAGUUCAGAAGAAGGUUAGAGAAAAAAAAGAGCUUGUGAAAGCUAAGCGAGAGGAGAAAGGGAGCCAAACUAGAAGGAUUUAUAAAGUUCCUAACUAUGAUUUCCUUUACCAGAACUUUCAGAAAGAACUAGCUCAACGCAGAAAAGAAAGGGAAGGAACUGUGGUUAAACCAUUCACUUUGGAAACAGAGAAACUGAGAUCUAAACGUAUUUUGCAAAAUGCUGAAGACAAGAUGCUGACAGAAAACCAGUGGUCAUUCCAAAGUAGUGGCACUAAUCCACAUUCAAAUCUGGCAGGUGCAUCGUCCUCAUCUUUGGAUUCCAUCCCCUGUCGGACAACAACAUCAACAGAACUUCGUGCUUAUUUGCUGAAGUCUAAGAAAAAUCGAGAAGCAAGGUUAAUGGAGACAAAACAAGAAGAAGAACGAAGACAGAAGAUGCGUGAAUUGAAGCUUCGCAAGUAUAUUGCUGAAUAUGGCACACCGCACAUGGAGUCUAUCAGCAACUACCAGAAAAAGCACAAACAAGCAGAUCAUGAACAAAAGGAACGAUAUGACAAGUACCUUGAAGAGAUGCAGAAGAGGGUGGAGAAACGUCCCUUGCUUUUUGAAAAGGAGACCCAGAUCAGUGCUGAAAAGGCAGCUGAAAAGAAGUUUAAGUCAACCCUCAGAAGCGCAGGAAUUGAUGAGGAAUUCCUGCAGAGCCAAAAUAUUCAUGUGUCAACAGGAAAAGACAGGGAGUGAUCAACUGACAAAAAAGAGACCAAUAGAUCUUUUGCCAAGGUUAUAGAAGAACAAGCAGCAGUAUAAUCUAGAAAUUAUAAUGCAGUUAUGACCAAGAGUUCUUUUUUGAUGCCUAACAUUUAUUUUUGAAGGGAACAAGAUUUUGCUGAUGUGUUUACAUAUUCUGUAGAAAGCAAAAUGUAAACUGUUGUUUGCAAAAGAAUGUUAAGAUUACUACUUUUUAACCUGCUUAGAUGUCUCCUCCCUGAAAAAAUGUGCCAGAAAUACUUUUUCAACAAAAAAAGGUAUUGUUAUGUCUAACAGAAAUAUCUAAAUAUAAAAAGUACCAAACUUGAGCAUAAGUAAAGUGGGGAAAAAACCUAAUAGUAAUAAACAUAGUUAUAUAACACAUUUCCUCAUUGUAGAGUAUAUUCUGUGUGCUUUACACAAUUAAAAAUAAAUGUCACUUACAACUCUACAGCUAUGUUCAGACUAGAUCAAAACACCAACAAAAAUUGUGAAUUUAAGAAAUGUAAUAUUAGAAAAAUAGUCAAACAAAAUGGUUGACCUAAUUCACCAUACAUUAACAUUUUGAUAACUGUAAGGAUUGUGUGCAUAUAAUUUUAAUUAUUUUGACAAAUUUAGGGGUAAAAUAAUGUGCAGAUUUCAAAAAUGUUAAUUUGAAACUGGUAUUCCACACAGAUUUUGAGAUACAGCAUGGGGACAAAUGUGUCCCUAUGGUUGAUAAGGGAAAGGUAUUGUAAAUAAGGUGAGGUAUGGGUUUUGUCAAUAUAAUGAAAUGUACUAUUGUUAUAAACAUCAGAAAUGAUAUGACACUGUGAUUAGAACAAAGAUACAUCUUUUAUGCAUGUAAUGUAAUUUAUAAAUGAUACUUCUCAAAGCAGUUGCAUGAUGUUGUGUAGCACAAGUGAACAUAGCAUAAAUCACACAUCUUGUCAGUCCUGCUUUUAAUUUUGUCAUUUGUACAUUUAACACACCUCUUGAGUUUUUCUUCUUUGACUAACUUAAUAUGCUCAGGUCGUGGGAUUGGCAUGAUCUUUUUGCUGCUUCUAACAGGUCCUAAUGGAAUACUUCUCUUCCUGUUUGUGUUAUUUCCAUAGGGCUCUUGCUAUCAUUGACUGUACUCAAGCUGUGAUAUCUCCUAUUAUUCAGGAUUGAAUUCCUGAUUCGUCUACGUAUAAGUACAGUGAACGUUGUUCACUGCUAUGUCCAACAAAUUGAAAAAUAUUCGAAAGUAGUUCUUCACCUUUGACUUUUGAUCAACUUCAUAUGUAAUCUUUUCCUGAUUCAUGAGAUUGAUGCCACCCAUAAAUUUGUUGUAGGCAGCAACAAUUUCAGGACAAGGCACAACAGAUCUGUUGUCCAUCCACUUGACACUCCCUCUCCAAGUCCAUAUUCAGUUUCAGUUUUCUUCUCUGUGUACUAUAGUAGAAUUGAUACAGGUAAUUUUGAAUUGCAUAUCUGCACCACAUCAUGAAUUCCCAUUUUAGUGGUUUGUCAUGGAUGUUUUGGAAGUGUGUAAUACAUCCAUACAACAAUUAAAGUGCCUUAGUCUCACAGGGUUGCCAUCGCAAUGUUCAAUACACCUGUAAACAUGACCCCUGACGUCUUGUCACUGAGCUGACGGUGCCACGUCUUGCUGAGGUUCACUUUACUACCAGUUUUUUUAUCUCAGCUUUUAUACUUUUAGCAAAGUGCCAUUCCUCGUUAAUGUGUGUAACAUCUUUAUUUCUCGCUAACUCAUUAAUUGCCACAUUACGGUCGUGAACAUGCUCUUGAAUGAUGACAUCUAACGCAUUCAUAUUUUCAUACAUCCUCUCGCACCGGCCACUGUUUCGUGCCGCUGGGUGCACACGUCAUCCUCUUUGGUGAUGUGCUGAAGAUUUAGAACCUUUUGGGUCGACACUGCCAAAGUAACAUCAUCAGUGUGAUAUGAAGUUCUUUGACAUGCGUGCCUUGCAUCUGUCAUCACACUAUAUAGUCCUGUUGAUCAGAGGAGACUGUUCUGCUUGAAGUGAAACCGCGACAGACUGCAUGGCGGUUCAUGAAGUCAACGACUGCAGAUCUACAGAAUAACUGUCACCUAGAGGAGACUAGUUCCACACAAUAUUAUGUCUGUUAGGACAGCCAAAGAUGAUCAGCACAGGCCCCUCCAUUUUUUGAUAUCUUCAUCGCGUGUAAUAGUCAGCACCGUGUACUCCUAUCUUCCCUCGCACAGGCGAAACCAUUGAAAAAAUAAACAAACAAACAAAAAAACCGCCCACAAAAAGUUUUAUUUGAAAAAGUUUGCUAUUUUUAAUCUGCCUGUAGAUCUCCACCUAUUAUGUUACUUUCAGGUAAAGGCAGUUGUCAUCACCUUAUCCACGGAUCGAAUUUAUGCACGCCUAAAAAAAAAAAAAGACCAUUGAAGCACCUAAGCUAUAAACUAGGAAUGCUAUUAGUGAGCAUUAAUUAAUCACUGCUGUGAUACAUGGUCACUGUCAAGAGUAAUGCAUGAUUAAUAAAUAAUGUGUUUUA
Molecule: messenger RNA, 5118 nt
Organism: Pomacea canaliculata
Lineage: Eukaryota; Metazoa; Mollusca; Gastropoda; Architaenioglossa; Ampullariidae
Product: protein FAM161B-like
Exons: 5
Coding region: 445-2601 (718 amino acids)
Biological process (GO): cilium organization
Cellular component (GO): cilium
Source: RefSeq, a predicted model, not a curated record